AUGAGCAACACCGCUAUUAACUCGAAGAAUUCGGAGUUUACGCCCAUUGGGUAUCUUUCGAACAAGCGUAGGAAAUUAUCAAAUGACAAGGAUGAAUUGAAAUCACCUUCCUCGAAAUAUAUAGCUAGUGGUGAUAAUGACGCUGAAUUGAGUUUUGAUGAAAACUUAGAGGAUCCCGGAGAUGACCAUAUACCUUCUAGAAAAGCACCUCGAUCUGCAGAUGAUGAUACCAUUAAUUCUAAUAAUCUUUUCACAGAAAAUUCACAAUUUGAUAAUGAUACUUUACCAGAGAUACCUGAUAUUACAAAGACAAAUAAUGUCAGUACUAGUGGUUAUAACAUGGAACAAUACCCAAAGAAUCUAUUGUCGAAUUUGAAUAAUGCUACAAUGUCUGAACCUAUUAAAGAACAACAGGAGAUGACAAAAUUGUUAUUAUCAGGUAAAAGAUUAUCUAAUGCUCAAAUAAAUUUUUUCUUACAAUAUUUAAAGAAUAGUAACAUCUUUGGGAAUAAUAAUAAUAAUAAAAAUUCCAAUAAUUCGUUAAUGGGAGAUUCUGGAGCCGAUCAGGAAAGAUAUAAUGCAUUAUAUGCGGAUUACCAAGUGUUACAAAGGAAAUAUUCAGAUCUUGCAGAUUCUAAUACUCAAAUGAAUGAUGAUAACGAUGAUACAAAUAAUGUCGAAAUCCCAGAUCAUAGUGAAUGUGAACUUAAACAGAAACAAUUGGAAGAUACAAUAGAGGGUUGUCAGAAAGAAUUAAAAAUUUUAAAAGAACAACAUCAAAAAAAGAUUCAAGAUUUAAAGAAACAAAAUGAAAAAUUGAAUGUAGAUAUUGAAACACAACGUGCUACAACAGAAGAUCAAAAAUUAGAUAAUGAUAGCAAUUUGAGAAAAUUGAGAGAAACAAUCCAUAAACUUGAAGAUGAAGCGCAAUUAUUAGAGAGAAAAUAUAAGACAAAGAUUAAUGAUCUUGAAAAUCAAUUGUUAGAUUUAAAAAAUGGUCAAAAACAUUCUGUAAGCGAACUAGAAAAUCAAUUACAUUCGAAGGAUCUCAAGAUGUCUACUUUUGAAUCACAACUUAAAGAUUUAACAGAACAAAAAAAUAUGACAUCACAGAAAUUAGCCACAGUAACAAAAGAACUUGAUGAUAAAACACAAGAAUUUGAUCAAUACAAGUCCCAAAUGAAUAAAAAACUUUCAACAGAAGAAUUAAAUGAUAAAGAAUUGCAUGAUAAUAAUAAAAAGAUAAUUCAAAAAUAUGAAAAAGAAAUUGAAACAUUAUCUAAAACAAAAGAUGAUAUUGAAAAAGAGUUACAAGAGUACAAAGCAAAAUUAAUUAAAACUGAGAAAAAUUUAAGUGUAUUCCAGGAGAAACAUUCUAUUGAGGUAAAAUAUUUACAUGAUUCACUUGAUAAACUAAACGAAGACUCUAAAGAGACAUCUGAAAAUAUAACAAAACUGAGAGAACAAAUAUCCAAUAAGGACAAAGAAAUAUCUCAAAAUGUGUUUAUGAUCAAAAGGCUAAAAGAAAAAAUUCAGUUACUCGAAACCAAUACUUCUCCCACAGAACGCCAUACUAAUUUAGUAAAGGAACUUGAUGAUAAAUUGGAAGAGAUUGAUCAAUUAAAGAAGAAGGUUAAUCACUUAGAAACUUCUAAGAACGACCAAAUAGAAGAAUUAGGCAUAGCGAACUCGAAAUUAUCAUUAUUAAAUAAACAACUAAAAGAAGCUAAUGAUGAACUUAAAACUACCCAGGAAUUACUGGAAGCAAUGAAAAAAGAUGCCAAUAAUAAACAAGCCACCUUAGAUGAGACAAAUAGAUUGGUAGAAACAUUACAAAAAAGUUUAAAGUCAGCACCCAGUGGUAAUGAUUCAACUUUGAUAGAUCUGAGACAAAAAUUUAAAGAACAACAAGAAAAAUUGAAACUUGCAGAGACUACCAAUAAAAAAUUACAUGAUCAAAUUAUUCAAGGUACAGUGAACUCAGUUAAUGAGGUAAACAAGGAUAUAGAGGAGAAAAAUGAACGUAUAAAAGAUCUAGAAAAUAACGUAGAUAUUUACAAACAACGCUUAAAGACGAUGGAGGGUCGAAUUAAAAACUAUGAGGACCUACUUGAGGAGUUGAAGGACCCUCAUAACGAAGCAUUGAACCAUCAAAUGGAUGAAAUUAAAAAGUUGACUCAAAUGUUACAAACCAGAAACAAAGAAAUGCAUAAUUUAGAUCUUCAAAUAGUUGGCCUAAAGAAUUCUAAUAAACUAUUGCAAAAGGAAAUGAUUGAAAAUUCGGUACAUAUGGAGACAUUAAAUGAACAAGAUAAGCAAAUCAAUACUUUGGAACUUAAUAUAGAAAAGUUAAAGAGAGAAUGCAAUGAACUAAAGAAAAUGAAUAAAGAACAGAUAAAUCAGAUUGAAGAUCUUCUGAAACAAAGGAAACUUGUUAACGAUAAUUAUAAUAUUGUCAAGAAUUUGAAUACGGAAUAUAAGAACGAACUACAAGCAACCAAAGGAGAGUACCUGAAUAGGGAACGUGAUUUAAAUGAGAGGCUACUUGAUUUAGAAAACAGCAACAUGAAAUUAAAAGCAGCUUUAAACAGAGAACAGUUAUCUAAUGAAUCUCGUUCGAGAGACACAGAUCUACGUGAUUAUUAUCGUUUGAAAUAUCAUAGAGAAGUACGCCAUAAUAAUGAUUUACGUAUGAUAAAUUAUUACCUAAAUCGUGUUUCCCAAAGGACAAGUAGACAAAUGAAGAUGGAUUACAGAAAAUAUAACAGAAUACUGUCAGAUUCCAAAAAAUUUGAAGAAUCAUUGAACGACUAUGAUUACAUAGAACAACCACGAUUUGAUCCAGGAUUGAGGUAUAAUUACAACAAUUCUUCAAAUACGAGUUCACGGAAUGAUGUAAGGCCUGGACCCUCUCGGUUUCCAGACAAUUCGAGUCCCUUAUACUUUAACUCACCAAGAUUAAAAUUCAAAACUGUAGCAAAAUUUGUACAGGCUUGUGUUCGAAUGAAACAAGUUGCACUAAAGAACCAUUGGGAUGAACAAAGGAUAAGACAUCUAGAAAGACGUAUCGAUUCAUCGGACAACAGUGCUAAUUGGACGUUAUAA
Maudiozyma saulgeensis is the source of this 3105-nucleotide messenger RNA. NCBI's taxonomy places the organism in Eukaryota, Fungi, Ascomycota, Saccharomycetes, Saccharomycetales, Saccharomycetaceae. The record is from the annotation of a GenBank genome assembly.